CGCUGCUGCUUUUUUGCGGACAAGGCGACGCACUCCUCUGACUGCCUGCGCGGGAGGGGCCCACGCUCAAUGCAAUGCUCGCCAGGAGGAGUCAUUGUCGCCCCAGCGAAGACCAGAUGCCAUAUCGGCGCAAAUUCAGGCUUUUCCGAGAGAGAGGAUCUGCAGCGGUGGGGGAGGGGACGGGGGAGACGAAGGGAGGGGGAGCGCGGGGAGGAGGGAGACAGCACAGGCGCGCAGAGAAGCACCAUCGACGGCGCGUCAUCGCAGCAAGAAACCAGCACUGUCUGUAAUCGUUAUCCGCCCAGGGCACGGAAGACCACACGGCCGACAACACUUGGCCGGCGGUGAGGGCGACGGCACGUGCACGCGGUGGGAAGUCUGAGAUGGUCUCCUCGCCACCGUCCCCCGCCUCUCAGGUCGGACAAGAAGAGGACGAUGGGCCUGUUUUCCACCACCACCACCAUAAGUUGGAGGGGGGAAGGAGGAGGAGGACGAGGAGGAGGAGGACGAAGAGGAAGAGGAGGAGGAGGACGAGGAGGAGGACCACCUCCCUCUCCAACUUAUGGUGGUGGUGGAAAGCAGGCCCAGCAGAGGGGGGGGGGCCAAGGGAGGGUGAGCUGAUCAGCCCGCGCGGCCGAUGGUCCCUGGCGCCUCUCGGCGCCGUUGGCGCCCGCGUGCACCGACCGUCGAAGGCGCCCAGCGGCUGGGCCGAGACCAGCUGUGCGUUCCGAA
This is a messenger RNA of Prorocentrum cordatum, 732 nucleotides long. The record is from the annotation of a GenBank genome assembly. NCBI's taxonomy places the organism in Eukaryota, Dinophyceae, Prorocentrales, Prorocentraceae.